CAUGGCAAGCACACAAGAUGCCGCGCUCCAUCCACGCGGAGGAACCGACUGUGCGUCUUUAUGCGCCGCGGCUCCAGGAAUGAGCUCAACCAGAAACAAGCCGAGGACUCCCGAUUCCAUCCCACUGAUCGUGUCAGUGAUGCUGUCCCUGGUCCUGGUCCAGGUCCUGGUCCAGGAGGCAUCAGCUCAUCCUCAGUGUUUGGACUUCGAGCCGCCUUUCAAACCUCAGUGGCACCUGGAGUUCUGCAGGCAGUACGAGGAGUUCGGAUGCUGUGACCAGAAAAGGGACAACAUGAUCGCGGAGAGAUACUGGGACAUCGUGGAUCAGCUGGAGGUGGCGGGUCACGAGCUCUGUGCUGACAUGUUGAAGGAAAUCAUGUGCCAGGAGUGUUCUCCUUAUGCCGCACAUCUUUACGAUGCCGAGGACCCGUACACACCUGUCAGAGAACUUCCUGGCCUCUGCUUCCACUACUGCUCCGACUUUCACAGCAAAUGUCGCCAUGUGCUGAAAUACCUAAGCGGGAACCAGGUUCUGCAGGACGCUGCCGAACGGGACGUGUCCACGUUCUGCAGCAUACUGGACCUCUCCGACAAGGACUACUGUUACCCCAACGUUCUGAAGACACCUGACCUCAACAGCAACCUGGGUCAGGUGGUGCAGGACCCCAGAGGGUGUCUGCAGCUGUGCCUGACAGAGGUGGCCAACAGUCUCAGGAACCCUGUGCUGAUGUUGCACAGUGGUGAUGACACACACCGCAUGUUCAUCGCCGAACAGGUGGGCUUUGUGUGGGUGUACCUGCGCGACGGCAGUCGGCUGGAGCAGCCGUUCCUGGACAUGAGCGGGGAGGUGAUGACCACGCCCUGGCUGGGGGACGAGAGAGGUUUCCUGGGGAUGGCAUUCCACCCCAAGUACAGGGACAACGGACGCUUCUUCAUCUACUACUCCAUCCAGGUUGAUGGCAAACUGGAGAAAAUCAGAAUCAGUGAGAUGAAUGUGUCUGCCCAUGAUAUGAACCUGGCUGAUCAUCAAUCUGAGAGAGUCAUUUUAGAGAUUGAGGAGCCGGCUGCAAACCACAAUGGAGGACAGUUGCUGUUCGGCUUGGAUGGAUAUUUGUACAUUUUCACUGGAGAUGGUGGAAAAGCCGGUGAUCCAUUUGGGAAGUACGGAAAUGCACAGAACAAGAGUGCUUUGUUGGGAAAAGUACUCCGGGUUGAUGUGGAUGUAAGGGACCCCAGAGGGAAACAAUACACAAUCCCCCACGAUAACCCUUUCAUCGGUGACCCAGACGCCCGGCCAGAGGUGUACGCAUACGGGGUGAGAAACAUGUGGCGAUGCUCUGUGGACCGUGGAGACCCAGUGAGCCAGCGUGGCCGGGCCAGGAUAUUCUGUGGAGAUGUCGGUCAAAACCGCUAUGAGGAGAUUGACAUUAUUGUGAAAGGAGGAAACUAUGGAUGGAGAGCUAAAGAAGGUUUCGAGUGCUACGAUCUGAACCUGUGCCACAACUCCACACUGAACGACGUCCUACCUAUCUUUGCCUACAGUCAUCAUGUUGGGAAAUCUGUGACAGGGGGAUUUGUGUACCGAGGAUGUGAAUCACCCAAUCUCAACGGCCUGUACAUAUUUGGAGACUUUAUGAGUGGACGAAUAUUUGCACUUGAAGAAGACAAGACAACGGGACACUGGAAAGAAAGACGCGUGUGCAUGGGAGACACGAAAACAUGCUCUUUUCCUGGACUCAUCAAUCAUCACCACAAGUUCAUAAUCUCAUUUGCUGAGGAUGAAGCAGGGGAACUGUAUUUUCUGGCCACCGCUUACCCAAGCUCCUCCUCUCCCUUUGGAGCGGUUUUCAGAUUCAUGGAUCCCUCCAGGAGAGCUCCUCCGGGGAAAUGUAAGCAGAAGCCAGUGCCUGUCAAAGUGAAAGGGAAAAAAAUUCCAUUUGUGCCCCAGGAACUGACCGUGCUGGACACAAGUGAAAAACCUACGAGACCACCACCAAUAAAAUUCAAACUCCCCACCAAACCACCAGCAACAAGCAGCCGGGUCAAACCUACAACGACGACAACAGCAACGAUGAUGAAGAAGGAAACACAACCAAGGAAGGAAAAUCAAAAAAAAAAUCAGAACAAGGAGAAAGUCAACAUUCAGAUGAGGGAGAAGAAUUUGAGGCAGAAAUCCAAGAAACUGAUAAAGAAGUCAAAGCCGGUCAGUGGCAAAGCUAAAACAAAACCAAAGACCAAGAAAACUGCGUCAGCAGCAGCAGCAUCAGCAGCAGCAUCAGCAGCAGCAGCAGCAGCAGAUCAUGCUUUCAUGAACAAAACAAAGACAAACCUAAAUGUAAAAAGCAACAGGAGGAAGCGAGUCAAUGCCUUCAUGCCAAGAGUAAGAUGAUUAAUAAGAGUGUCGCGUCUAACAAACAUAAAUGAAGAGCCAGCAGUGAAAAACCUCCAUAACUCCACACUUAACAUGCUUUAGCUUGUUUGCUAAACCUCUGUGAAAGCUGCAACAUACAAAUCGGCCAUAAAUUCACAGCUUUAUGUCUCCUCGUGAGGAUGAUGCAUGUUUUAUGGGCUUUGAUAAUAAGCUGCUGUGUGGAUUCAAGUCCAGAUGAGGCGUUUCCUGCUCCUGCUCGUUUUCAUGCCAAGCCUGAGCUAAUUGUUUCUCGGCAUUUCCACAAAAAAUGUUGUGCUUUUCCUUUUAUUCCUUUAAGGACGCAGCUGUCACACUCAUGCACUCAUGCAAUCAUGCACGUAAUGACACAGCUUCAUUUACAUCUUAUUUUUGACAGUCAUAAAAUGAUCGGCCUAAGUUAAUCACUGACCCCGUGUUUUUAGAACAUAACAAACAGGCUGGAAAUAGAAAUGAGGAGCACACACACACACACACACACACACACACACACACAGUAUAUCCAACCCCAGUGUUGUUAACAUGGUCUAAAAGUGUUAAAAAUAAAGUAUGUUAGAAAGUGUGUGUGUGUGUGAGGUUAUCUGUAAUUAAAGUGUAAACCUUGGAUAACGACUGCUGCAAAUGUAAAGCUGUCACUAAAGUGCUAAAGUGCACAACAUAAAUCUCACAAUACUGCAUUUUCUCUGCUGCUGAUCUCGCCGCCUGCAUCAUGUUUUCUAUAAAUAAUAAAAUAAAUAUUAGAUAAAAAGCCAAUGUUUACAACUUUGUUUUUUUUGGGGGGGUCUGAUGAGGUACAUGGUUAAAGUAAAUAAAGUUGACUUAUGUAGCACUUUUCACAUGGUUGUUGUAGUG
This is a messenger RNA of Solea solea (common sole), 3259 nucleotides long. It is a transcript of the gene hhipl2, whose product is annotated as HHIP-like 2. The transcript is spliced from 9 exons. The record is from RefSeq and is a predicted model, not a curated record. Bases 2 to 2389 code for a protein of 795 amino acids. Lineage: Eukaryota; Metazoa; Chordata; Actinopteri; Pleuronectiformes; Soleidae.